GUGGUGGCAGGCUUAAUAAUCCUCUGGCCAAAAGUGUUUCAUUUAUUUUUAUAGCUCCCAUGUCUGUGUGGCCUUUAUACUGUGCGGUGGGGAGGGAAUGGGGGCCAAAUAAUUAUAUUAUAUGGGGACCUAUGAUUUCUAAUGGUGGCCCUGCGUGCCGAAACCAAAUUGAGCGGUGAACCUUGACCCUUUGGAUUUAGUUUAAGGGCUCCAUUAAGCAGAUUCAUACAAAUAGACCCUAAUUUUUGUAUUUUGGGUGAUUUUACGUGCUGUGUUUUUUUUAAUUGCCUAAACACACAACACCAAAACACCCAACUUUGCCCUGUUUCCUGGGCUACUACAAAAUACGAUGGACAGGCCCCAAAUCCCUCAUGCCAUUGCCCUUAGACAAAGAUUUCUUUAUCCACAUUACAGAAUGGACACUUGCCCACACUUUCAUCACAUGUUUAAAGGUCAAACUUAUCUUACAGUUUAUUACACAUAUUUAGAAAGCACCAACAUAUCCCUCAAUGCUGUACAAUCAAUGGGUUUAUACAUUAACUUUACAAGAAUACAAAAAAACACAAUCCAAAAAUGUAAAGAGGACCCUGCCCAAAAGAAAAUCUCAGUAUGUUGUAGAUGGACAUAAUGAAAGCAAUUUAGAAGUUAUUUGCAUCAAUCUGUCCUCUGGUUCCUGGUGUCAGUGAUUGUAAGACUAGAUUUUUGCUAAUGGCACAUGCUGCUGCUAUUGGUUGUAUGUCUCACUGCUGCUAGUCACAUGAUUCUCCUGAGUAAACUGUUGGUUGUCAACUGCCACUGCCCAACUGUCUUUUGGACGGUGGAGAGAGAGGGAGCGAGCGAGAGAGAUUUCCACAUUGGAUGCUAUAAAGAAGACAAAUUUUGGAUAAAACGACAUAGAAUUACAAUAAAAGGAGAAGGAGAAGGAAGGCGAAGAUGAAGAAGAGGAAAAAGAGGAGUUUGACUCCAGAAGAGAGAGAACUUCCACAGGAUGAAAGUGGGAAGAAGAAGGAGAAGAAAGCCAAGAAGCAAGAUGCAGAAGAGAAGACCAACUACAGUCGAAAUAGGAAGAAAAGACACACUGAGAGUAAAAAAACAAUCCGUGUAGGGGAGAAGCCCCCUGAAGAUGGAAGGAAUAAAAGAAAAGCUGUUAAAAAAGAUCAAACAAAGAAGAGAAAAGAAAGUCUCUCAGAUGUGAGCAGUAAACCUGAGAGCAAGAAGAGAAGACAAGAAGAGAAAGAAGAAACAACUAAAAGUAAAAAGAAAACCGGCUUAGAAGAGAUGAAAAUUCCUCAGAGCAGCAGAAGAAGGAAGGAGCAGGACAAGAGGAAAAGACCAAGGAGCCCAGAAGAUCCAUUGGAAGGUGGAAGUGGAAGUGCACCGAAGAAAUCCCAUGUGGAUGGGAAAAGACCAGCCCCCCUGGACAUACAGAGGUACAAAUUCCACCAAGAGCUAGGAGAAGGCACGUUUGGACAGGUGAUGUUGGCAUCAUAUACACCGAAGAAACAACUUGUGGCAAUGAAGACGGUGUCCAAACAACCCAGCAAGGGCAACUAUACCUGCAUCAUGAAGGAGGCCCGACUCUUGAAGAUCGCCAGAGGAUGCCCCUUUCUAUGCCAUUCUCAUGCCACGUUCCAGUCCGAGCUGCAUGCCUUCUUCGUGCUCGAGUAUGCCGGUGGGGGAACACUGCACAAAGUUAUUGCAGACCAAGGAAAUCUGUCAAUGAAGAACAUCCAAUUCUACACUGCAGAGAUGGUGAUAGCCCUACAGUUCCUUCACUCCAAUGGCAUCAUUCACCGUGAUCUGAAGCCUGAAAACAUCUUGGUGGAUAACAACGGGCACAUCAAGAUCUGUGACUUCGGCCUCGCUGUUGAAGGAAUGAUCGGCGGAAAGAAGAUCAGCGGAUUGACAGGAACACCUGGAUACCGUGCGCCGGAGGUUUUGUCAUUGGAGAAGUACGAUGCUGCAGUGGACUGGUGGUCCUUCGGGGUCAUCAUGUACGAAAUGGCCACCGGCAGACAGCCAUUUGCCCCAUCACUGGUUUCUGCACAGGAGUUGUUUCAGAUUAAGGAGAGAAAGCUUGAAUACCCGCGUCACAUGAGCCAGGAAAUGCUGGACCUUCUGCCAAAGCUUCUGGAGAUGAACAAGAGCAAACGCUUAGGAGUAAAUGGCAACAUCAGGAAGCACUCAUUCUAUGCCAGAAUGAACUGGAGUGAGCUGGAAAACAGAAAAAAAAAGGCACCUUUCCAGCCCAAAAUUCUACCAGCAGAUAAGUUACCAGUCAUACAUCCAGGGUUCUGCGCUGAGACAUCUAAGAGAGCUAAUGUGGAAGGCUUCUCCGAAGUGGAUUCCAACUGGAAAUGGCAGGAGUAAAGUGUUUUCUGUGCUCAUGUGGACUUACCUCAAACUCCCUGUACAGCAAGUGAUGACGGCAACGUACCAUUCAUGGCCAAUUCCAUCAAUGAACAUCAGAUCUGCCGUCUACUGUCUACUGCAAGUGUACAAGUGUCUGUCUCUACAGCCAACUACACCAACACCACAUGGGAUCCUUGACAGAAAGUAGAAAGAACUCGAGGCAUAGUGCACACAGUACAUCACAGGAGGCCCCACCAGAAGAAAGGAAUAGCUGCAAUCCGGACUUUCUAAAUGGACUUUCUAAACAGACCCUUGGAUAAGGGUAAAAAUGUAUACUGGACAUACAGUGCACUUAUGGUAAUCCAGUGCACUGUUAAUUAACACCGUUCAGUGUACUUCAGUUUCUUUAUAUAAGGUAAGGUUUAGGGGUAAGUAUAGCAUUAAGUAAGUUUACUUCCUUUUCUAACUUCCAUCCCAUUGUUUUACUGUUUUCUUAUAGAUAGGAUGUUAUAUAGAAAUAGAAAUGUUAGGAUUCCUUCUCAUCUUUAAUCUUGUCCCAUUCUUUUCUUUUACCAUUUUCUUUUCUCAUUUUCCUCUUUUCUCUUUUCCUCUUUUUCAACUUUAAUGUACUGUAAGUUAAGGUAAAAAAGGGUGGGUGGUAUCUUAUAUUGGAAUAGGAAUGUUACAAUUGUUUCUUGCUCUUCUUUUAUGCUCUCCUGUCUUUUCCCUGUAGUUUGUAGCACAUACUGUACAUUAAAUGUAAAGUUUAUGGGUAAAGGUAUACAGGAUAUGGCAGUGGUUAUGUGGGAUAAGGGAUAUAUGUAUAUAAAUAUGGGAUAUAGGUACUAUAAGGGUUAUAGUAAAGGGAUAUGGGAAUAGUGAUGUUGAAUAAGGGAUAUAUGUAUAUAAAUAUGGGAUAUGGGUACAAAAAGGGUUAUAGUAAAGGGAUAUGGGAAUAGUGAUGUUGAAUAAGGGAUAUAUGUAUAUAAUUAUGGGUUAUUGGUACUAUAAGGGUUAUAGUAAAGGGAUAUGGGAUUAGCUAUGUGGGAUAAGGAAUAUGCCAUAUCCUGAUAGAAAUUUGCAGCAAAUCAUAACAGUAAAUUAACUGCUGAAGAAACACCACUUUCAGCCUGUUUACACUGUGAUUUGCUGCAAUAAGUAUGAAAGGUAUGAAGUGGUGUGUGAAUGUAAAUAGGGAUCCCCAUUGCACCAAUGUAGAAGAUGAACAUAGCGCACCUUCUGAUUGGCUGCAAGUUUAAUUUAGUUCACCAUUAAAAUGUAGAAAAAUCUGAUGAGGCCAUCCGUAUGCUUGUGCCUCUUUGUCCCAAUAGGAGGGAGUAAUAUUGCAGCAGAUAGAGCUGCAGAUUGUAGGCCCCUUUUUAAAAAGUAAAAUAAGCCCAUUAGAGUUGUGAAUGUGAAGGUGUAAAGUUUUAGGAUCAAAGGAAUAAGAAUAGACUAGGCAGAGCUGUAGGUCCCUAAAUGCUGAGUAGCCACAACUCCCUCCUUCCCCUCCCCACCAUGAAUCAUAUAUUAGUCAAGAUAAAUAGGCCCAUAAUAAUCCUCAUCCCCCAUAACCAGGCCUUUUAGAUAAUAAAGGCUGCUGGUAUUCAUAGUUAGUAGAAAGUUGAUCCAGGGACUGGUCCGAUUGCCGUUUUGGAGUCAGGAAGGAAUUUUCUCCCCAUCUGAAGCAAAUUGGAGAUGGCUAAAGAUGGGGUUUUUUGCCUUCCUCUGGAUCAUCUAUUAUAAACCUGAUGGACACGCUCACCCUCAAUUACUGUGUAACGGUGUCCUUAAUUCAUCAAUAGGAUCCAUCAAAUUCUUACUGAAUAGGGAAGUACUAGGGGAAUUAUAUAGUUAGUAAAGCAGUGGGGAGUGGAAUUCCAGUCUCACUGACCAUGGGAUUUGCCACAGGGACAGAGAAAAUAGUGAGUGAAUGAGUGAGAGCAUGUGGGUGUGCGGAAGUGUGUGUUAUUGUAGAUUAUCCAUUGGGGAACUUUUGUUCCUUACACCUCACAGUCUGAUCUGAGGAGGAGGGGUCCCAUGACGGCUUAUAUCAGCCGGUAUCUGGCCAGAUAGGGAACUAUUGCAGCAAGUCAUCGGGUGAGCCAUUUGCUGCAAUAGGUGUGUGAAUGGA
This is a messenger RNA of Xenopus laevis (African clawed frog), 4486 nucleotides long. RefSeq names its product protein kinase C delta type. The record is from RefSeq and is a predicted model, not a curated record. NCBI's taxonomy places the organism in Eukaryota, Metazoa, Chordata, Amphibia, Anura, Pipidae. Bases 934 to 2370 code for a protein of 478 amino acids. The transcript is spliced from 10 exons.